CAAUCUUCAAGCUGUUCCCAACAGAUCUUGUGAGACAAACCCUCGGUGAAGCACUGCAUCUUUCUAGCUUCAAAGAAAGAGAAAGACAACGAAGUGGGAUGAUUUCCCAAGCUUAGGACUUUAUCAAUGGGCACUAGAGAGAGGCGCUAACAUGCAAAAAAGCCUCCUUUCGGGUGGAACUAUCUCAAAUGGUCAAAUGGGCAAGCGCAGUUCCUCUUCUGUAGGCCCAGGUGAGUUUGCUUCCAGGCAUUCGUGGAAGUUGGAGUCCCUUCUUGAAGAAAAAAGAGAGAUCCACAGUCUCUAUCCUUUACUCUUACGUGCCAGUAAGAAAUACCCUCCGUCGCCUAGUCCAGCUGUCCUUGUUAUUGCCCCUCCAGUUCUAGUUCCGGUUGCUGUGGGUCCAGUCGAGCCUCUUCCAAGACAAGAUUAUGGGAAAGAGAAGAUUAGGGGCUAUUCGAGAUCUUCCCCUGUGAGCGAUCCCGCCUCUGAUGUAAGUGAUCCUAUAUCCGCUGAAGCAAAUGCAAUCCUUGAGUCUGUGAAAGAAAGCACUGCUGAAGAGGGAUCUACUUUCAAUGCUAGUUUUGAGUCAUCUAGUGUCAGUCCUACUUUGAUCUCUACGACUUCUGUUACAUCUCAUGAAAUUCCUUCUUCUAAGCCGCCAGAGCCAGACUUCGAGUUGACAGAGAGGAAUGGCAGAACUCUUGGCCUUACGAGACGAGGGCUACGGUUAGCUUAUCUGCCUUCUGGCACUCGGUCUUCUAAGACGGAUACUGGAUUUCCUUACUUUCUUUACGAGGACACCCUAGCUAGAUUCAAGUUUUCCUUCCAGGGGAGAAAGUCUAAUUGGAAGACUGCUAUUGAAUCAGCAGUGAGCGAAUGGUCUUAUCUUGCUCCUCUCAACGACACAAGGGAGAAGGUUAUGAAAGAGCUAUGCCUUUUUAAAAGGAGUUUAUCUGGCUCUUCGACUAGCAGCUUGAACGUGGAAAUCUUAGUCGGUAGUGGCUUUGCGUCCAAAGGCGAAAAAGAGAGGAAUUCCCUCUGUUGUCACAAGAAAGGACUAGUUUCCUAGCGGGAUGAGUGACGGUAAACUUAUUUAGGAGUGAAAAAAGGGGUGUAGCGAAGAUUCCAUUUCUUUUGACUCUUUCAAGAAGGGAAGAAGAAUAUCACCAGUUGAGGAGAUUGAUUUGACUCUUUCUCUUCCCAGGAAGGAUAAGAUGUGAACACAGGCAAGAACUCUUCCUUCACUGAGAAAGGUAGCGAAGUCACCUCUGGAUUAAAUUAAGUGAUUUGGA
Messenger RNA from Rubroshorea leprosula, 1292 nucleotides. The record is from the annotation of a GenBank genome assembly. Lineage: Eukaryota; Viridiplantae; Streptophyta; Magnoliopsida; Malvales; Dipterocarpaceae.